Molecule: messenger RNA, 1125 nt
Organism: Angiostrongylus costaricensis
Lineage: Eukaryota; Metazoa; Nematoda; Chromadorea; Rhabditida; Metastrongylidae
Source: the annotation of a GenBank genome assembly
AUGUACAAUAUCUUGAAGCAGCGUGCUCGAUUUCUGCAGGAUCAACAUCAACAAUUGUACCUACAGCGGUGGUGUCCUGGAAACGAAGAUCGUGGUCCGAGUACUUAUAGUGCAGCAUGGGGUAUUGAACAGCAGCGUGCUCAAUUCCUGCAGGAUCAACAUCAGCAAUUGUGCCUAGAGCGGUGGUGUCCUGGAAACGAAGAUCGUGCUCCGAGUACUUAUAGAGCAGCAUGGGGUAUUGAACAGAAGAAAGUGAUCAUACAUAAAGUAUUUCAAAAAGAUAACGUUGAAAACAAUGAUAUCCUAAAAGCCACACCUGGCUGCAAUGAUAAGGGUGUGGUAAGUGGCCGUCACAUAGACGUGACCGCUGUGCGUAAUCCAAAUAUAGGCCGUUUGAGAAAUCAAGGAUCGAUGACGACUUCAAACGUACGUCGUAAGCGCAAUGACCGAAUAAUCAACUACUUUGGCAUUCCCUACCUAAUGAAGCGGUUGCUGUGUGAGAUCGGCCGAUGCGUUGACUGGGUACUCAUACGAGGUUGCUGGACCCUUAUUUCUGUCAUGAGUAGAGAUCUCUCGAGUGGAAGUUUUCGUGAGAUGAGAGACAGCAUCGCUAAUCGUGAGGUUAUUUUGAUGAUACCUGAUUCGUUACCUGUAACACUGUUUUUCGUUUUAUUAACUCAACCUUUGUAUGAAUGUUUGGGAAAUCCUGUUAAUGAUGGACUCUAUGCUGAUCUUGGCCAGAAGCUCUUGAGGUGUCUGUUAUCGAGAGAUGAACAAGUGGGUUACCCUAAACGUCACUAUCUAUUCCAUAUGGUAUCCUAUGUCAUUCAUGAAGUUUUGCGGGAUGAAUUGAGGAGUUCUGGGAAGAACAGGCCCUGUGAGCGGUUUAAGCUCGACGAUCAAGUGCAACACAAACACGACUUCGCACGGGAGCACUUGCCAAAGGCUCAGAAGGCAUAUGUACUCGGACACAGCAUAGGUGCAUACAUGAUGCUUAGGCUACUUCCAUAUAUGAAGGACGACUCCAACGUGAAGAACGCCAUGGGGCUGUUUCCCACUGUUGAAAAAAUGUCUGAGUCUCCAAAUGGUGUGUACCUUGAACAAAUUCUUACGUCUUUACAGUAA